GUGUCUAUGACGUUUCGCUCACCUAACCCCUCCCCUCCAGGAACCAAUCCGCUGUUUUCCCGCGCAGCAAUAGAGGGGUUUUUGUUACGUAUCGCGUGAUUACGUUUCCCCUGCACGUGAUGCAGUGACGUGACAGAAUUACCCGGAAGUACCGUCAUGCUGCAGGAGCUGAGAAGCGGAGGGGCCCAGGGGCUUGUGCUGAUUUCCGAUACAGUGGCACACAGUGGCAGGGAGUUGCUGCACAGCUUUAUACUAGCGGCUUUGGAAAGGGGGGAGCAGGUCCAUGUGAUGGGGUACGAGCUCUCGCAAGAAGAUUUCCUGCUGGGAUUCCCUGCACACCUUGUAUCUAGGCUGCACUUCCACGACGGACACUCGGACCCACUGCAAUGGAUUGGGGGCCCCCACUCACUUGGCCCUUUGGAUUUCACAGCUGAGAGGAUACAGGCGCUGCUCCGGGAUUCUGUUUCCAUGGUGACCGUUGUAGUGGACUCCCUGAGCUGGAUCAUGGCUCGCUCCCCCCUGGCUUCCAUCUGCCGCACACUCAGAGACUUGUCCCAGGGGCACAAAAGAGCAGUUCCCAGGGUGUUGGCACUUUUGCACAAGGAUUUGCACAGCCCCGGGGUCGUCCGUUCUGUCAAUCUCCUCGCUGACACGGUCAUUAACAUGGAGUGGAGGGGAGACUGGGACCGGAUCACUGUGAGCCACUGCAAGAAGUCCAGAAAGAUUGUGACCAGUGAGGAAAUGGUGAGAAUACUGGGGGAUCUCUCCCUAGAGGUGCUUAGAGAAAAGCAAAUGGAGCAAAGGAAAGCACAAGAGGUGGAUCCAACAGCAAAUCUGACGUUUAACCUGCGCCUGUCAGACGCUGAGCGGGAAGUUAAGGAUUCGGCCAUCUUGCCCUUUACCUUCAGUGACCGCAAGAAAUCCUCCCUGCUGCAGUCGGGCCCCGGCUCCGCCAGAGUCUAUUAUGAGCCGGAUCCGGCAGAUGAGGAUGAUGAGGAAGAUCCAGACGAUGAUCUUGAUGUGUAGUUGUGGGAGCAGAUAUAUCCGGUAGGAUAAAGUACAUUGCUUCCGUGAUCCAGCAGGGGGCGCUCAGGAAUAUGAGACAUAUAUACACUCAAGGUUAUAGAUGUGACUGUAUAACUGCCCUGGGCUUAUUAGCACACACACACCAAGGAGUAUCCGUGUGUAAUAGCCACUCCCAGUCUUGUGUUAGGGGCGGGCCUUGUAUCCAGAGGGGGGAGGUUCUACUCUCCCCAAUAUCAGUGACCUGUUUGUCUCAGUGCAGUCUCAUAUCAAUAAACUGCUCUUCCCUAUU
Messenger RNA from Xenopus laevis (African clawed frog), 1315 nucleotides. It is a transcript of the gene elp5.S, whose product is annotated as elongator complex protein 5. The record is from RefSeq and is a predicted model, not a curated record. NCBI's taxonomy places the organism in Eukaryota, Metazoa, Chordata, Amphibia, Anura, Pipidae. The transcript has 8 exons. Bases 157 to 1026 code for a protein of 289 amino acids.